AAUCAAAGAAAUUGACAGAAGAUUUGAGAGAAAUUGAACAACGUUUGGAAAGAACAAUACUGAAACGUCUGGAUGAAAUUGAACGACGGUUAGGAGAAAAAUGUGAUGAAAUGAAUAAAAUUGUCAAAUUGUCGAAAUCAGAAUCGUUGAAUGCUCUUCAAGUGGCACAGAAAGCGUCAGAAUCAAGUGAACUGUCAGCUGAAAAAGCAACACAAGCCAAUAGACAAGCAAAACAAUUAGUUGACUCUACGGAACAACAACGACAAGUAAUGAAGUCAACUACCGAUUCAUGUGUUCAACAGGUUCAACGCACAAUAGCAGAACAAAAAGACAAAUAUGAACGGUCUCUAGGUGAUGUACGUACAAAAGCUCAACAGGAUCUGGAACGAUUAAAACAAGUGAUAGAAACAGCAGCAACAAAUGCCAAAGAAUCUGAACGAGCAGCAAAAGAAACAGCAAAAAUAUCAAGAGAUCAAUUGGAUGUACAAAAACGAGAAAGUGAAAAUCUUAUGACAGUCGCAAAACAAUUAGCACAAAGCAGCGAAAAAUCAGCUCGAGAAGCACAUGAGGCUGAAAAAGAAGCAAAACGAGCACUAGAUGCAGCAGCAGCAGCACAAGAAAAGAUACAAAAAAUAGCAAAAAAACAUGAAUUCAAAUCGUAA
Messenger RNA from Didymodactylos carnosus, 662 nucleotides. The record is from the annotation of a GenBank genome assembly. Lineage: Eukaryota; Metazoa; Rotifera; Eurotatoria; Philodinida; Philodinidae.